UUCAGGCACUUUCCAGCCGGUUCUGUGUUUGUUGUGUGUUUGUUGUGGGGGCAGCUGUCAGAUUAUCGGACGGUGCGGACCAGGGAACUCAUGGCUACAGUGGAGCUGGCACCCCUGAGACCGUGGGACGACUUCUACCCCGGCUCGGAACGAUUCGCAAAACCAGACGUGCGAGAUUUGGCCAAAUGGAACAACAGGGUCGUGAGCAACCUGCUCUAUUAUCAGACUAACUAUCUGGCCUUGGCCGUCACUGUGUUCCUCAUCGUGGGGUUCAUGAACCCUCUGGGGAUGUUCACAGCCAUGGCCGUGGUGUCCGUGGUCUUCCUGGGUUCCCUGUGGGCUGGGGAGAACCGGGCCGCCAUCAACAGCUUCAAGAGGCAGAACCCCACGGCGUUCGUGAUCGCCGUCAUGGUGGCCAGCUACUUGUUGAUCUCCAUGCUGGGGAGCGUCAUGGUUUUCAUGACAGCGAUCACGUUACCUCUGGCUUUGAUAUUUGCACACGCGUCCUUUCGCCUCCGCAACAUGAAGAACAAACUGGAGAACAAGAUAGAAGGGGCCGGGCUGAAGAAGUCACCCAUGGGCAUCCUGCUGGAGGCUCUGGGUCAGCAGGAGGAGAACUUCCAGAAGAUCCAGAGCUUCCUGGAAGGGAAACUGAAGGAGUGAUGCAUGCAACAACAAAUAUGUGAAUCUCUCAGUGUAAAACUCAAAAACUCUGGUUGGUUGGGAAGGAAAGGGCUUCAUCGUUUCCUCAGGGUAUCUGUCACUCCAGCCAGAACUUGUCAGGGCACUUUUCCUCUGGUGCGAUGAGGUUCAUCUCGUCUCAUUUUUCUGCUAUGCAACUUGCAAGUGUUCCUGUACAGCUGCGAACUAAAUAUGAAAUCUGUGUUUAAUCAGUUCUGCCGGUUUGCACUCGACCGACAUUGUGAAAGCAGCGUCUGUGCUGCCCUGUAACAAAGAAUAAAAUGUGCACACUCGACACACUUUACUGCCAAGAAACUCCAAAGGCUCGACUGUUUCGAGUCUUUGACUAAUCCGCUCUCAUAAAGUGUAACACUCAAUAGAAAAGCCUCAUGUUUGUCUAAAUAAUAAUAAUAAUAAAAGAGCCAGGACAAAAGAUGAA
This is a messenger RNA of Mugil cephalus (flathead mullet), 1120 nucleotides long. It is a transcript of the gene arl6ip5a, whose product is annotated as ADP-ribosylation factor-like 6 interacting protein 5a. Gene Ontology annotation, cellular component: membrane. The record is from RefSeq and is a predicted model, not a curated record. Lineage: Eukaryota; Metazoa; Chordata; Actinopteri; Mugiliformes; Mugilidae. The transcript has 3 exons. Gene Ontology annotation, biological process: negative regulation of transport. Bases 91 to 663 code for a protein of 190 amino acids.